This is a messenger RNA of Prosopis cineraria, 1048 nucleotides long. RefSeq names its product intracellular ribonuclease LX-like. Gene Ontology annotation, cellular component: extracellular region. Bases 322 to 834 code for a protein of 170 amino acids. The record is from RefSeq and is a predicted model, not a curated record. The transcript is spliced from 4 exons. Gene Ontology annotation, molecular function: ribonuclease T2 activity; RNA binding. Lineage: Eukaryota; Viridiplantae; Streptophyta; Magnoliopsida; Fabales; Fabaceae. Gene Ontology annotation, biological process: RNA catabolic process.
CAAGUGUUAGUGUUUUUUGCAGGGUUAUUCACAGCCUGGGGUUUCUACCACUCCAAUGCCAAUAUCAACACAAACCUUUUAUGGUCACAACUGCCUCCACCGUCUCCUCCUCCUUCUACAACACCUCCACUGUCGCCUCCACCAUCUGAUGCUCGGCCACCUGGUCGGCGAUUUGACUAUUUCAAGCUAGCCUUGACUUGGACCAACGCAUUUUGCAAGACUCCAAAUAAGAAAUGCAUGCCAUCUCCGCCGGGAUGAAAGUUUACCAUUCAUGGGCUCUGGCCAUCUAACUAUGGAGGAGAUGAUGACCCAGAGGAUUGUAUGCCAAACGACUCAUCCCUCAAGGAUGAUCAUAUUUUUCAAGAGUUGAAAGGUGAUCUGUUGGAAUAUUGGCCAAAUUUAGAAGAUCCUGAGAACUUCAGCGGUAGCAAACGGUUUUGGAGAUAUGAGUGGAUAAAGCACGGAACAUGUUCUAAUUUUGCAGCAAAAGAAUAUCUUGAAAAGACAAUCGACCACACAAAACGUUAUGCUCAAGCUAUUUUCAACAAUAUGAUAGACAAUGGUAUUCACCCAGAUGGAACCACGGAGUACAAUUCCAGUCAUGUACUGAAUGCCAUCAAGAACGUCACAAAGAAGAACGCAUUCCUAGCAUGCAAAGAUGAUGUGGAUGGAAAAUUUCAGCUCUAUGAGAUUCGCCUUUGUUUUGCUAAUAAUGAUCUAGAAGAUUGCAGAACAACAGGCAAUUGUAAUAAAAAAUUCAUAUUUGCCUCACCGCCAGAAUCAAACCACGACCUUUUUCUUGUCUCCGAAUCAUCAUCAAAAUCGGAACUGUAGGAAGAAGAUGUUGAUAUGUAAUCAUGAAGCAACGGUACUGUGUUGUAAGAGAAUGAAGAAAGAGUGAUGUGAGCUAGUAGUAUUGAACAAUGAAGUUGUUUUGUUGGAUGAUAUGCCCAAUGGACAUCUCAUAUCUAUGGUUUGACCAUGGAAUAAAAUGAAUGUUAUUUAAAUCAUGAUUGAUCUGAUUAAUUUCGACCUGAUCAUGAUUGGA